AUGGCUUCCAUCUUCGAAGCGGCGGAUAUUCCGGAACUUACCAAACUGGCACGCGACCUAUAUCUUACAUGCAAUUCUAUCUCCGGAGAUGCCCCUGACGGCUUCAAUCAGCUUGUGGCGAGCCUGGAAUCCCUGCAUAGCGUGUUUCAGACCCUGAAAGAUGAUGUCAGCUCCAGCAAGAUCGAGCUUUCAGAGUCAGAUGAGGAAUGCAAGCAUACCCUCCAUCGGUGCCUAAACUCGUGCUCAGGGACCUUGCAGCAGCUGAAGGAGGUGGUCGACAUGUACCGAAAUCUAGGGUUUGAGAAUGGGAGACAGCUAUGGCAGUCCAUAGAUUGGAUGACACAGCAAGCAUUUAUUGACGAUCUUAAGUCUAAGAUCGUGGCUCAUACAUGCCAUUUGGGUGUAUGUGUCGGCUCUCUCACCAAGCCUUCUAUAGAAAGAAGUGAAAGUUCAGCGACGAAGGAUUCGGCAAAUAAUAUACCUCUCCCAACUCCGGCAUCUUGGCAGGCACAUGACGACGUCUCGCCGAUUUCGAUAUCAGUAUCUACGCCUCGCCAGCAGAAUGUCUUCAUCCUGGCGGAGCUAGAAGGGACACAACCAAGCAGGUCAAAUCCCGCCGCUCCACAAUCUGCAUGUCCGCCAGAAGACCCCUCUCAUGUCUCGGCUUCCUCCGAAUCCGUUGUGUCGGGGCACUCAGACACGUCUAGUUUCACGGCUACUACGUACACCUCACCUACUAGUCCAGCUACUUCGACGUACAGCCCUUCGCAAUCAGUUGUACCAGAGGUCUUCUCGACGGAGAAAGAAGUGGUUUGGUCUCGUGGACCAGGAUCUGGAUUCUCAGCUAUCCAACAUCAAGGGCGAAUUCAACGGUCAACCUCAAUAAAACCAGGCGAGUCAACGCCGUGGGGUAGCCCUGGCCAUUCAGGAGCUGAUGCGAUACAAGAACUCCACCGACGGCAACUACGAGAGCAGCUGUUCCGGUCGCUGCGGUGUGAACCACGUGAUAAGAUGCAUCAGCCUGAUGCAGAACUUCUCGCAAGUUUUGAUCAUAUAGCCCACAAGGAAGAGCGGGCCCAGCAACUCACUGCGAGAUGCUGGCUGUUAGUUGCUGUGUGGUGGCUUCUGAAGGCCAGGACAGCCCUUACGAAUAGCGAGAGAUCAACAAUUUCAAGCACCAGAGGCAGCGUGAGCCCGUCUGCACUGUCAUGUAACUCGAGUCACCAGGCAUAUGUGGACCUUCUGAAAGCGUCAUAUAUCCUAUAUGACAUAGUCUUGAAUUGUGACAACCCACAGCUGCUUUUGGAGGAUGAAAUCAGAAAAAUGAUCUCGGAUCUAUCAGACAGUCUCAAAGAGGACUUUGGACAAUUUAGCGCCGUGGAUGUUCCUGAUUACGCUGCGAUCCAUUCGCAAAACCUCGACUUCUGGGAACCUAUACAGCCCGAAGAGAUGAUUGGGAAGGAUGGCCAACCGGCUAAACCAGGAAACUUCUGCUAUAUUACAGUAGAACUGGAGGAUGCUGGUAAAGAGGAUGAGCAAGUUCUUUUCCGCACUUUCGUGAAUGCAGGGAUCGGGGCUAAGAAGCUCCGUAUGCGAUCCAGAGGCGCUCCGUACAUGCUACUUUUGUCUACAAAGUAUGGUGAAAGCGAGCCAAAAAUUAGCCUCUGCAACCAAUACGGAACAUUUUGUCUACAGCGAGACUUGACACCAGGAGAUCUAGCUCAGCUGAUCCAGGUAUCAAAUGCAUCACUCACCGAUCUAUCCGUGCCAAAGCCAACAGAACCUCUGACCCUGAAGUUUGACGCAAUGACUUUGUCUAUUUCAUUCCAAUACAUGUCAGAUAUCAUGCAAGUGAUCAGCAUGCCCAAAGCGUACUUCGAUGCCGUCCAGAUACGGGAGCCACUUGAUUCCGACCAAUUCACAGAAAAGGUUAUUUUCAAAAUUCCGGCCGAGUCAGUUGAGCAGUUGAGGAUGCCUAGCAUGGUGUCAACUAGUCCUCCCACAGUACACAGAUCCUGCGAAGUGCGCAUCUUGGAAAGGUCUUUUGGCGAGGCGUGGCGCUCUAUCCGACGCAUGGUCAUCAGUUCUUCAAUAGCUGAUAAGCCAGGACAGGCUACCGAGCUUUUCAUGCCUCUGAGCCAUGUACAAGUCAGCCGUACGACGGCUUCUGGAUUCAUCUUGCUGAAAUGGUCAGACACUGGUCAGGAGAGGUCCAGCAAAACAGACGGGAACUACCAUCCACUUUUCACUUACGUCUAUGACGGCAGCAAUCCAAACAUAGGCCUUGGUAUCCAGUUUCGCUCACAGGAGGCUGCGGAUAACCUGGAAAGGGCUGUUCUGGGUCUAAGCCAGAAGCCCGCCUUCACCUGGUCUCAGGCCAAAAGCUCAGGGCAGGUCUACGAAGUUGCUGACAUUGCGCCCGAUGAGAAACGUUAUAAGGCGGUGAUGAUAUGUCGCACUCGUGCGGAAUGGAAGCAGUGCAGUCUACAUUAUCUCUUCAGGGAUAUGGACUACCUGUACGAUCAUUCUAGUCUUCGUGUGAGAUUUCCCCGUGCAUUAUUCGCCACUUACAUAUCAUCACAUGUUGAUCAGCUAUAUCGGGCUGAUGGUCGAGUGUUUUUCUCUCACUGCGAAAAAGAGUUCAGGGAUAUGACAGUGGAGUUUCACGAAGAGCGCGUGCUGAUGGCAUUCAUGUCCUCGCUUGCAUCCACAUACAAGCUGGUCUUCUCCAGGAGAGCCACAUCCCUCACGACCAAGGAAAAGCUACUGGUCCUCGGUCCUAGAAAGUCGGUGAAAGGAGACUCACAAGUCCAGCUAUGGCGCGAUGGAAAUACCAUUCGUCUUGCUUCGCGUUGGAGCGACCGUAUAACGGACAGGUGGCUCACGAUGACCAUACCACCAUCUGAACCAUCCAGAGCCGGAAAUCUGGUCAGCUUCCCCCCAAGCAGCUAUUCAAGGGGGAUGGUCCUCAACAUGACAAAGAUAGCAUCAGGGGCAGCCAAAAAUCAGAAUAGAGAGCAUAAAACGGGGCCAAUAACGAUCACCUUUCCCCAUCUAAAAGACCGAGAAGAAUUCGUUGCUGUAAUAACGAACAAUCAAUUGAAGUAG
Molecule: messenger RNA, 3108 nt
Organism: Aspergillus luchuensis
Lineage: Eukaryota; Fungi; Ascomycota; Eurotiomycetes; Eurotiales; Aspergillaceae
Exons: 6
Coding region: 1-3108 (1035 amino acids)
Source: RefSeq, a predicted model, not a curated record